Drosophila persimilis is the source of this 1491-nucleotide messenger RNA. Its product is annotated as acyl-coenzyme A thioesterase 9, mitochondrial. Gene Ontology annotation, cellular component: mitochondrion. Gene Ontology annotation, molecular function: fatty acyl-CoA hydrolase activity. NCBI's taxonomy places the organism in Eukaryota, Metazoa, Arthropoda, Insecta, Diptera, Drosophilidae. Bases 52 to 1464 code for a protein of 470 amino acids. The record is from RefSeq and is a predicted model, not a curated record. The transcript is spliced from 2 exons. Gene Ontology annotation, biological process: acyl-CoA metabolic process.
AGCAGGCGAGACGGCAGUGUCAAGCAAACAAAAGGCAAACUACUCGGAAAAAUGCAUCGUCUGAUAGCUCGUGGAGCGGGAAGAAUUCUGGCAAAGAGAAACACCACCAGAGGACGGUUAAUGCCCUGCGCAUUCCUUGCCAGUCACAAUCGCAGUCAGUAUGGAACGAAGAAAUCAGAGGAUUCCCCCGUCAAGUUGACAUCCGAUCACUGUUCGGGAAACCUAGCAGAUGUCGUGAAGAGCAUCCGCGAACGGGUAGAUGUUGAUUUCGGCUACAAUACGGUGCCCAAGCCGCGUGAUCAUCUCUUAAAGUACCAGCCAAAACUCGAGGACCUACCGACACGCAGCAUGCUGGACUCCCACACCACGGUCGUGCUGCCUCUCGGCUCGGAUGAAUAUAUACGGGAGCGGUAUGUCAAUUAUUUGGGUAGGGUUCGCAUGGGACGUGUCAUGGAGGAGCUGGAUAUGAUGGCAGUGUGGCUGUGUCACCGCCAUGUGCUGCUGCCCAAUCUCCCAAAGGACGUACCGCUGCCAUACACGUUUGUCACGCUGCUCGUGGACAAGGUGGAGUUCAGCAACAUUGAGCGACUCAAGGCCAAUUAUGACAUUCAUCUGAGUGGGCACGUUUCGUGGACGGGCCGCAGCUCCAUGGAGACCACCAUCUAUGUGCAGCAGCUGGCGGAUGGCGAGUACAUCGAUGUGACCAGGGCCCUCUUUCUGAUGGUGGCACGCAAUGCCACCAACACGGGCUCGGCCCCCGUUAAUCCCCUGAAGCCAGCCGACGAGACGGAGAAAGCCAUCUGGAAGGAGGCCGAGCAGCGGCAGAAGCAGCGUCGCGCAGCGCAUACCGAAUCGGUGCUCAACUCUCCGCCGCGCGAACACGAGCAGGCCAUUAUGUAUAACCUGCUCAAGCGCACCACCAUACCGGACAACAUGGAUCUCAAUCGCCGCGUCCUGCCCCCCAAGUGCCGAUGGAUGCAGGACUCGCAGCAAACCACCAUGAUAUCCCCAUUCCCAGAGAAUCGCAACGCCCAGAAUACCAUAUUCGGGGGCUAUAUUAUGCGGCAGGCCGUCGAGAUUAGCUUCAUCAUGGCUAGCAUCUAUCUGCGCGGCCGUCCCAUACUCCAUUGCAUCUCCGACAUUAGCUUCUUGAGCCCCGUGAGGGUGAACACGUUCCUGCAGAUGACCGCCUAUGUGGUGUACACGAACAAGAACUAUGUGCAGCUGAUGACGGUGGCCCACAUCUGGGAUGUGCAGAGUGGCGAGGACAGGACCACGAAUAUCUUCUACCUCACCUACAAGGCCGACAAGAUUGUGGACGAAGUGCUGCCACGAUCGUAUCGCGAAAUGCUUUUGUAUGUCCAUGGCAGACGAAAGCUAUUGGCGGCCCUCAAACUGGACCCGCAAUACCCAGAUGAUACCAAGGAGACCGAUGCAAACCCAAAGGCGACUGAAAAUAAAUGAGACGCACUUAGUUCUUUCAUACCUCGA